GUAUUUAUAUGGCGUCCAGCGCCUCCCAUUCGCCAUCGUAAAAGUUUUCUCGCCCUCUCUCUCUCCUAAAUAUUCUCCAGGUACUUCCUCACCGCCUUCGAGAAAAUCAGAGUUCUUGAAGAAUGAAGAAAUCGGGACUCUUGGCGGCCUCUGUGGCUGCAGCUUCUGCUACUGCCAUCUCUGCUUCCCCUUCCUCCAGCGUUGACAUCUGCAACUCUCAGAUUCAGAAUCAUGAGGAGGCUGCAUCGCGCACAAACGAAGAGAAUUCGCCAUCGCAAAAACCAGCUUCGACGGAUAAAUUUGCUCCGAGGUUCGAUGGCUUGAGAUUUAUUGAGACUCUGAUCACUGCUCAUCGAUGAGAUUGAUCUCCAAGGCUCCGCCGUUAAAUUUUUUUUUUUUUUCAUCUUUUUUUGUAAUGCUCUACCAAAAGAAGAACGAUAAAAGAGAAGAUCUUUUUUGGGAGCAAAUAAAUGGCAAGAAUAUCGUAGAGGAGGUGCAGCGAAUCAAAUUUUGUGGAUGAUUUGAUUUUGUUUUCUCAACUGAAAUUUCGUUGCUGGUGAGAAGUCUUUUCUAAUGCGUUUUCUCA
This is a messenger RNA of Malania oleifera, 586 nucleotides long. RefSeq lists its product as uncharacterized. The transcript has 2 exons. NCBI's taxonomy places the organism in Eukaryota, Viridiplantae, Streptophyta, Magnoliopsida, Santalales, Ximeniaceae. The record is from RefSeq and is a predicted model, not a curated record. The coding region runs from base 123 to 359 and encodes 78 amino acids.